Molecule: messenger RNA, 3649 nt
Organism: Geodia barretti
Lineage: Eukaryota; Metazoa; Porifera; Demospongiae; Tetractinellida; Geodiidae
Source: the annotation of a GenBank genome assembly
UAGCUGCACCGCAUGCCGAGCAAUCUUUGCAACUCCCAUCUCUCAUCUCCACCCCUCACAUCCUCACACAUCACCGCAAAUCACAACCAGAAUACCACUCUUCAGCACCCAUCCACCUCUUCCCCUCUGCACACUUUGAGCAACCAUCAACCAUAGACCCCAUAAGCCGACAGGCAACCGCCAUCAUAAUACCACACAGCUCCUCCCACCGACACACGAUCUCCUCCUCGCUGCACACACCUCAUCCAUAAUCUGUCACUCGCCCCUCUCCCCCGCUCUCACCCGCCACUCCCAACACCGAACCCCCAAGAGCCGGCCUCAUCCGCUGGCGCAGUUUCCUCCUUGCAGCCUCCCGCCAUCCAGGCUUCCGAGCUGUGCGGGUCACUGACAGUACUGGAAUAGCUCUGCCUCCCUCGUCCUUUCGUCUGACGACUCCAGCCAGCCGCCCCCGCAUCAGUUGUGGCAGUUCCUGCUGGACCUCCUGCUGCUGCCAACUGCUCUCAUCCAGUGGACUGACUGCAUCACCGGAGGACUACGAGUUGACACCAUCCACCGCCCCGCCGAGCUGUCGCACAGCUCUGGGCAAGUGGCAACCAAAACUCGGCAUGAACUAUGCAAUGCUGGCCACGAGGCCUCUCGCUACUUACUUGGACGUCAAGAGGAAUCAAUAGAGAAAGUGGAGGGAAGAAGAGUUUGGACGUUAUCGCAUCAAACAUGGGUUCGCCGCUGCUCAUGACUGGUCCACGUCAAGCGGUGCCAUCAGGCUGUGCGACGUGACGACCAAUGUAGAGGAGACUGGUGUUGUCGAGUAGUUUUUCAGACCGCACUCUCCUCACGCCUAUUUUUCCUCUGUGUGUAAGAUUAUUUUUUGUCUCCUUCCCAUGUUGCAGUGUGUGCGCGCAUGCGUACGAGUUUUUGAACGUGGCGGCAACGUGGCAGUCGGCGAUGGCUCCGCGCACGCACGCGCGCACAAUGCGACCCGCUCUUCUUUGCUUCGACUGCGGCAGGGGUAUAUAUAUAAGCGCGGAGAAUAAUUGCUUUCGCCGCAUACAGAGUCAGAGGCGCUUUCUUUUCUGGGUUAGACCUAAUAUCUACGUCACUGACUACGACACUGCCGUAGUGUAACACUGGUGACUUUGCUCCUUGCGGUCUCGGUGGUGUUCUCUCACCCGUUACUGUGCCGGACCGACAGGUACGGUAUAGUCGCUUCGGCUUUGCGGCGCGUCGCGUGCUGCAUAUAUAUAAUUGACGGGGUUUCUGCCUUCAUCAAUUUUCACCUAGUGUUCUCAUAAUUGUAAUAUAAUGUCCUCUACUGCGGCCAAAAUGACUAUUAUAGAGAUGCAGCAUGUUUCCAUUGCCCACUUCAUGUAUAUAUAUACACACAACCAAAUCAUGCACCCUACAUUUACCAGCUGGUACAUACAAAACUACAAUUAUACAAAUAUCUGUCUCCCAUGCAGAUACUAAGGAGACGGUGGCAGAGCACCUCACGGGAGAGCAUAACGCUCAGUUUGACCAUGAAGCUUUCCUGGGGAAGAGUGAAUCAGACAAGUUUGACAAACUGACACCUCAGGAGGCAAAACGGAGACUGGGUUUGAUAGUGGAUCGGAUUGACACAGACAAGGAUGGAUUUGUGACCGAGAAAGAACUUGAGGCAUGGGUGGGACACGUUGGCAAAAGAUACAUCAUCGACAGUGUGAUGAGACUGGCACCACACUAUGACGCGGAUGGUGAUGAUUACAUCACGUUUGAUGAGUACCGUAAGAGAGCCAUUAGAGAAGAGAUUAAAGAUGAGAAUGCAAUCUAUGACACCAGAUACAAGAUCUCUUACAAGGACAUGAUCAAGCGAAAGAGAAAGCUCUUUGAAGCAGCUGAUCUGGACGGUGACAAGAAACUGACUAAGGAUGAGCUGGCUGACUUCCUACAUCCAGAGGAGGCACCCCACCUGAAGGAGAUGUACGUCAAGAACCGUAUGGAGGACAUGGACAGGAACAAAGACAUGUUUCUCACACUCUCAGAGUACAUCGAGGCGGAGGAGGUGGUGGUGGAUGUAGAUGAAGACCUCCAGGAAGAGUUUUUCAGAAAGGUCGACGCUCAGCUCCUGUCCAUUGACAAGUUCUUCAGCAAAGAGGAGGUCGACCUCCAAUUUGCCCUCUCAGAGCUGGAGGAACAGGUGAUGCAGGUGGGCAUGUUGUCGUACCGGAGGGCUGGGAAACAGCGAAGGGUCCUCAAACGAGCCCUCAGUGAGACAUACCUCAACCUCAUCCUCCUCCAGAACUUUCAGCAGCUCAACCACACCGGGUUCCGUAAGAUCCUCAAGAAGCACGACAAGCUGGCGCAGAGCUCGCGCGGGAAGGCCAAGUUUGUGCAGGGCGUGUGCCGUGCCCACUUCUGGACGUCCAAGAAGGUGACCAAGAUGAUAGAGCAGGCGGAGAAGAGCAUGAUCCAGCUGGAGGACGGGAACCGGAGCAAGGCCAUGAACAGGCUGCGGGUGCCGCCGCUGGGUACUGAGCAUCGCCGCUCCCACUGGACCUCCUACUUUGCCGGGCUGUUCAGCGGACUCUUGAUCCUCAGUAUUGUGGUGGUCUGCAUUGCGUUCAGCCAGUGGCCGACCAGGAGCUAUGCGGACCCCCACCUUGAACCUUCCCUGCGGGCCAUGCGGGCUGGACUCGUCCUCUCCAUCUGGUUCUACGGCUUUGCCGUCAACACCUUUGGCUGGAGGAGGGCCGGCGUGAACAACGUCCUCAUUUUCGAGUUUAAUCCCAGGGACUACCUCAAUUUCGUAGAGCUCUUUGCAGUGGCUGGUAUGAUCUCCGUCAUAUGGAUAACUGGUCUGUACCUGAUAGCCUUUGCUCCCUGGCUGCACAUCCCGGUCUAUGUGGGGCCCCUGGCGAUGUACGGUGUGUUGCUCUCUCUCCUCUUUCUCCCACUGCCUGUCGUCAGACCUCGCUCCAGAAUCUGGCUACUCAAAAGGCUGGGUCGCAUUGCUUGUGCUCCUUUUUUCCCUGUGACAUUUGCUGACUUCUGGAUUGCCGACCAGCUGACCAGCCUCAGUCUGGCCAUGCUCGACACAGAGUACUUCUUCUGCUACCUCUUCUAUGGCCAGAUUGCUCCAGAGGGCUCCACAUUCUCCUGUGGGACGGGGACGUAUGGUCUGAGGGUGGUGGUGGCGGUGCUGCCGGCCUGGUGGAGGUUUGCCCAGUGCAUGAGGAGGUACUACGACACCAAGGAGGCCAACCCCCACCUCAUCAACGCCGGCAAAUACUCUACCUCUUUUUUUGUCGUCGUGUUCUCUGCUGUGGCCAGUACUGUCAUAGAUGGCUCUCUGCCAUUCUUGGAGCAGAGUCUUCUAUAUCUGGCCAUCUUCUGUCUCUGGGUGCUGUCAGCCGUGGUCUCUACCUCCUACACCUUCUCCUGGGACAUUCUCAUGGACUGGAGUCUCUUCCCCAAUAUCCCCCAGCGCUGCUGCCGCAAAAAGGCCCUCACUAUGCGUGAGGAGAGAAUAUACACAUACAAGUUCUACUAUGUGCUGGCUCUUGUGGAGGACUUUCUGUUCCGCAUCCUGUGGAUAUUCAAUCUCUCUGUAGGCAACCACGUUUUGAAGCUAGUCAGCAACGACAUCAUUGCCACUGUGGCAGGAGUUCUGGAG